Messenger RNA from Chrysochloris asiatica (Cape golden mole), 1887 nucleotides. RefSeq names its product potassium channel tetramerization domain containing 4 (gene KCTD4). Gene Ontology annotation, molecular function: protein binding. Gene Ontology annotation, biological process: protein homooligomerization. The transcript has a single exon. NCBI's taxonomy places the organism in Eukaryota, Metazoa, Chordata, Mammalia, Afrosoricida, Chrysochloridae. The coding region runs from base 183 to 962 and encodes 259 amino acids. The record is from RefSeq and is a predicted model, not a curated record.
GCUCCUGCAUACAUAGCUGACACGCCACCUACUGCAAAAUCCAGCUGACAGCGCAGGCGAUGCAGCCGGCGUUUCCAUUCCCUCACCAGGCUGGGGCUGAACAAAAGCGUGCUGUGUGGUAGUGUUUCUCUUUAAACAAUCUCAAAGCCAAGAGGAACAAGCUGCAACAACAUCUUCAAAAAAUGGAGCGUAAGAUAAACAGAAGAGAAAAAGAAAAGGAGUCUGAGGGGAAACACAACAAUACGGAAGACGCUGACCUCGGAAAGCACUGCAAAUCCACACUGAUAACCCUCAACGUUGGUGGGUACUUAUACAUUACUCAGAAACAAACACUUGCCAAGUACCCAGAUACUUUCCUUGAAGGUAUAGUAAAUGGAAAAAUCCUCUGUCCGUUUGAUGCUGAUGGUCAUCAUUUCAUAGACAGGGAUGGGCUCCUCUUCAGGCAUGUCCUAAACUUCCUACGAAAUGGAGAACUUCUACUGCCUGAAGGGUUUCGAGAAAAUCAACUUCUCGCACAAGAAGCAGAAUUCUUUCAGCUCAAAGGACUGGCAGAAGAAGUGAAAUCCAGGUGGGAAAAGGAACAGCUAACACCCAGAGAGACGACUUUCUUGGAAAUAACAGAUAACCACGACCGCUCACAAGGACUGAGAAUUUUCUGUAAUGCUCCUGAUUUCAUAUCAAAAAUAAAAUCUCGCAUUGUGCUGGUGUCCAAGAGCAGGCUGGAUGGGUUUCCAGAGGAGUUUUCAAUAUCAUCUAAUAUCAUUCAGUUUAAAUACUUCAUAAAGUCAGAAAAUGGCACUCGACUUGUACUAAAGGAAGAUAACACCUUCGUCUGCACCUUGGAAACUCUUAAGUUCGAAGCUAUCAUGAUGGCUUUAAAGUGUGGUUUUAGACUGCUGACCAGCCUGGAUUGUUCCAAAGGGUCAAUUGUUCACAGCGAUGCACUUCAUUUUAUCAAGUAAUUACCUGUAUCUAGAACAAAGCAACAAGCAUGCAGCCAGCAAGCUUCGGGCCAACAACAUCAUCAAAGUCAUCACACACAAUGUGUCCAGCUAGCUCCGUACUACAGAGUCCUGCUGCUAAUCAAUUACUGUGAGCUAACGGUAUGUAAAUUCUAUCGCUAAUCAUGUCCUUCUAUGGGUAUUCCUGCUGAUGAGACUCUUACGCCUAAAAUGAAAACAGUGAUCUUCUACACAAUGUAAAUAAAGACUGAAUGCUUUUGCUAUUUGUUUAUCUCUCCUUAAGCUGUCUUUCAAUCAGAAUGUCAAUCACAAUGAUCAAGCAUGUACAUUAUCUAUGGUUCAUUUAAGUAAAUGGUAAUAAAAUAUUGUAAGGGGCUCUAAGAUUUAAAAUCCUUUUUACUUCUGGCAAAUAUCACAAAGAAACUGUACUGGUAAGAUUAAUAACCAUCGAGAGUAUAAAUACAUGUGCAGAUCUAUUAAAACAGAGCUACAGAUACACAAAAUGAGACUAAGAAGGUAUUAAAGCUACUGGUUUAAUUUUUAAUGGCAGGUACCAAAGGUUUAUUUCCUGUGUUUCAUACUAGAAUUGUAGCUGAACUGGUAUUUUGCUGAAAAUUCCUAGAAAACUGUUUGAUGACAAUAAAAAGGGGUGGGGAGCACUGCUAGCUUCUCUGCAUAUAUUAAUCAUGUUAACAAAAGUUCAAUGUGUCAUCUUAAAACAAACAGUAGCACUUGAUGGCUUCACAGAGUAUCCUAUGCAGUGAUGGAGGCAGUCGCAGGCUAUAAUAAUGCUGGCUGGUCCGGGAUGUGAAAACACAAAACCACCCAGCAAAUUCCUUUCUUUGCAGAUUGAGCUCCAACACAACUAACAUAGUUUCAAUGGAAUAGUGUGAUGUUAGAAUAACAAAGAAGUUGAUUUUCAGAA